ACACGCGGCCGGGUUGCCACAAGCAACCGGCGCGUCCCCGCCCGGCGGUCAGCUGAUGGGCCGCCCGCGGGGGAGGCCGCGGCUCGAACAUGGCGGCCGAGAUCCAUUCCAGGCCGCAGAGCAGCCGCCCGGUGCUGCUGAGCAAGAUAGAGGGCCACCAGGACGCCGUCACCGCCGCGCUGCUCAUCCCCAAGGAGGACGGCGUGAUCACCGCUAGCGAGGACAGAACCAUCCGAGUAUGGCUGAAGAGAGACAGCGGCCAGUACUGGCCCAGCAUCUAUCACACAAUGGCCUCUCCUUGCUCUUCUAUGGCUUACCAUCACGACAGCAGGCGGAUAUUUGUGGGCCAGGAUAACGGGGCUGUGAUGGAAUUUCACGUUUCUGAAGAUUUUAAUAAAAUGAAUUUUAUCAAGACCUAUCCAGCCCAUCAGAACCGAGUGUCUGCUAUCAUCUUCAGCCUGGCUGCCGAGUGGGUGAUCAGCACUGGCCACGACAAGUGUGUGAGCUGGAUGUGCACACGCAGCGGGAACAUGCUUGGCCGUCACUUCUUCUCAUCAUGGGCUUCCUGUUUGCAGUAUGAUCUGGAUACUCAGCAUGCCUUUGUCGGUGAUUACUCGGGACAAAUCACUCUGCUGAAGCUGGAGCAGAACACCUGUUCGGUUAUCACGACCCUCAAGGGACAUGAAGGUAGUAUCGCCUGCCUUUGGUGGGACCCUAUCCAAAGGCUACUCUUCUCAGGAGCAUCUGACAACAGCGUCAUCAUGUGGGACAUCGGGGGACGGAAAGGCCGGACACUCCUCCUUCAGGGCCACCAUGACAGGGUGCAGUCACUGUGCUACCUGCAACUUACGAGGCAGCUCGUCUCCUGCUCGGCGGAUGGUGGCAUCGCAGUGUGGAACAUGGAUGUUAGCAGAGAAGAGGCUCCUCAGUGGUUAGAAAGUGAUUCCUGUCAGAAGUGUGAGCAGCCCUUCUUCUGGAAUAUAAAGCAGAUGUGGGACACGAAGACGUUGGGGUUGAGGCAGCAUCACUGCAGGAAGUGUGGGCAGGCUGUCUGUGGGAAGUGCAGCAGCAAGCGGUCCAGUUACCCCGUCAUGGGCUUUGAGUUCCAGGUUCGAGUUUGUGAUUCCUGUUACGACUCCAUCAAAGAUGAGGACCGGACUUCUCUAGCAACCUUUCAUGAAGGAAAACAUAACAUUUCCCAUAUGUCCAUGGACAUUGCAAGGGGACUGAUGGUGACCUGUGGGACAGAUCGUGUUGUAAAGAUAUGGGAUAUGACUCCUGUGGUGGGCUGCAGCCUGGCAACUGGAUUUUCUCCACACUGAUCCCGGAGCUGGAUGAUGUCGUCUACACGUUCCGCACAGCAACCUCCAUGAACCGAAACCCUUCGUGUAGCUCAACAGCCACUGUCAUGUAAAUGGACAGUAGUACCUUAAAAAAAAAAAAAAAACAAUAUUUUUAAAAAA
Molecule: messenger RNA, 1463 nt
Organism: Arvicanthis niloticus (Nile rat)
Lineage: Eukaryota; Metazoa; Chordata; Mammalia; Rodentia; Muridae
Gene: Wdfy1
Product: WD repeat and FYVE domain containing 1
Biological process (GO): positive regulation of toll-like receptor 3 signaling pathway; positive regulation of toll-like receptor 4 signaling pathway
Cellular component (GO): early endosome
Molecular function (GO): protein binding; metal ion binding
Source: RefSeq, a predicted model, not a curated record